AUGGACACCAAAGCAAUCCAGGCUCAAUCGCCAGCUGCACCGAUCUACAUUCUUCGCGGCCAUGGCUCGGCAAUUCAUGCAUUGAACAUCUAUAACCAGAAUCUUCGCCUGAUAUCCGGCGACGCCAACGGCUGGAUCGUCAUUUGGGACUUGAUCACGAAGCGUCCGGUAGCAGCAUGGAAAGCCCAUGCAGGAGCUGUAUUGGAGGUGAAGGGAUUUAACAUUGGCUCCGGCGUAACCGAGAUCUAUACGCAUGGCCGCGACCACAAACUGUGUGUAUGGAAGAUCCGAGCUGAAGACGAAUCAUUCCUCAGCAAGACCCUCCCAGUUCUCGUGGUAGAAGCCGAGCAGGAGUGUAAAACUCAGCCGUGGCUGCUUCAUUCUCUGCCCGUGAAUGCGCUCAACUUCUGCGCGUUUUCAAUGGCUUUUGUCAAUUCAGAUGGUCUGCCGGGACUGCCGGAUCACACUACCAAGCCUGAAACUACUCUCUUUGCUGUACCCAAUGCCAUGGACUCAGGCGGCGUUGACAUCUUCCAUCUGCCUUCUGAGCGUCGCAUCAGCACCAUCCCUUCCGAUGUAUCGAUCAAAACCGGAAUGCUAAUGGCUGUCAAUCUGUUCGUUACUGCUUCUGGAGAUCUUUACGUCGCUUCUGCGUAUGAAGAUGGCCAUGUUAUGGUUUAUUGUCACCGGGGUGCUCUCAAAUCUGCCGUCUUUGAGCGUGAGAAUAUAAUUAAUAAUCCUCUGAAAUGGGAGAGGCUUUAUGUUUGUCGACCUCAUACGCAGCCUGUUCUUUCUAUUGAUGUUGCUCCCUCGCUUGCAUAUUUCAUUUCUUCUUCGGCGGAUGCUUUGGUCAUUAAGCAUCCUAUUCCGAGUGCGAGUUCUCCAGGAUACAUACCCACCGCUGGGUACAAGGAGGAGUCACCUUUGAAAAUUGCCAAUACAAGACAUUCGGGUCAGCAGGGUCUGCGGAUAAGGUCUGAUGGAAAGUUAUUUGCGACUGCCGGCUGGGAUAGCAGGAUCCGGGUAUACUCGAGCAAAACGAUGAAAGAGCUGGCUGUGUUAAAGUGGCACAAAGAUGGAUGCUAUGCUGUGACAUUCGGGGAUGCAUCUCUGGGGUCUUCAUCGAACCCCGGCCCUGAUAUUCAAAAUGAAAAGAAGGAAUCGGUGGCCGCCGAGCAACGCGACUACUCUCUCGCUACUGUGCACCAACAGCGCAAUCUAAAAGUACAACAAACUCAUUGGCUAGCAGCUGGUUCCAAGGAUGGGAAGAUUUCAUUAUGGGAUAUCUACUGA
This is a messenger RNA of Penicillium soppii, 1293 nucleotides long. RefSeq names its product WD40 repeat domain-containing protein. The record is from RefSeq and is a predicted model, not a curated record. Lineage: Eukaryota; Fungi; Ascomycota; Eurotiomycetes; Eurotiales; Aspergillaceae. The coding region runs from base 1 to 1293 and encodes 430 amino acids. The transcript is spliced from 2 exons. Gene Ontology annotation, molecular function: protein binding.